Molecule: messenger RNA, 1036 nt
Organism: Sphaerulina musiva SO2202
Lineage: Eukaryota; Fungi; Ascomycota; Dothideomycetes; Mycosphaerellales; Mycosphaerellaceae
Exons: 2
Coding region: 65-475 (136 amino acids)
Biological process (GO): microtubule-based movement
Cellular component (GO): cytoplasmic dynein complex; cytoplasm
Molecular function (GO): dynein intermediate chain binding
Source: RefSeq, a predicted model, not a curated record
GAACGACCUGGUCCCUAUGUAGCUGAGGUGGUUUGAUGGUACCCACCGGAGCAUGAGCAAUACGAUGGCAGCUCCAGCGCCAGCGCCAUCUGCAGAGACGGAGAGUCUGCUGGCGCGUUUGGCGCAGCGAACCGGCGUGCAAGGCACCCUCAUCCUCGCUCGCGACACGGGAUCUAUAGUGCGCUCAUCCGGGCUGCUCACUCGCGACGACGGCGCAGACGAAGAAGAGGCGAGACCGGCGACGUCGAAUGGUGCCGAGCCAGACGGCAAGAAGAAAGGCACCAGACAGGCCGAAGAGGUGGCACGACUGGUGUACAAGUUCGUCCAGAGCGCGGCUGAGAUGGUGGAGGACCUGAACGGCGAGCACGACGAGUCCAAGCUGCUGCGCGUGAGGACGAGGAAGAACGAGGUCGUCAUAGUGCCCGAUGCGAGAUUCUUGCUCGUCGUCAUACACGAUACUCCGCCUGCGCCUUGAACUCGACAUGACCCAAAGCUCGUCUAUCAGCACUUGAAUACGUUCUGGCUUUUCGUCGAGCCUAUAGCUGCCACAUUGAGUCUGGCUCAUCGGCCACCACCAAUGAGCGACGCCUCAAGCUGCGUCCGGAGAACAACAACAUGAGCCUCAGACACAGACACGAGCGGCCCAAGGACCACGAGCAGGCCACCGGACGACCCAUGGUUUUACUGGGCAUCGAUGAAUGUAGAGCAGCAGGAACAAGAAACGAAGAGCAGGCAUGUCGGUUAUCUGUCGACAUCAAUUCGCGAGACAUCGGUCUCCCUUUGCUUUCUCACCAUAGUUGGUGCCACUCAUAUGACGCUCUCGCCGCCCUUAUUAACAACCUAGUCUUCUCAGCCUCAAUACCUAUCCCACCGCCUUUUGUCGUGAGAAUCCUGGGAUUCGUACCACUAAAAGUAGCACUUCGAAGGGCUCAAUAUUGUCAACUUGUCAUCCCUGGCAGAAUUAAGGUCAUGUAUCUGAUUUCCCAUAAUCGAAAUGCUUGGUUGGGGUCAGUUCUCAAGGGUGUCUCCUGCUGGC